Papaver somniferum (opium poppy) is the source of this 2656-nucleotide messenger RNA. RefSeq lists its product as uncharacterized. Bases 1373 to 2626 code for a protein of 417 amino acids. NCBI's taxonomy places the organism in Eukaryota, Viridiplantae, Streptophyta, Magnoliopsida, Ranunculales, Papaveraceae. The record is from RefSeq and is a predicted model, not a curated record. The transcript is spliced from 5 exons.
UUCUCCAAGCAGCUGCAGUUACAAUCGUUUCUGGUGGUGGCUGAUACGGGUGUUCUUGGCGUGGAUUUUGAUCUCUCAAGUUGAUUAGUGGUGCUGGUUUGCUUUGGGAUGUACUUCCAUGGCUGUAACAAUGGGUUCAGUUCGUUAGUCGUGGUUGAUCAGUUGCAUCGAAUGAAAUGGAGUUGCAGGUCGCUGAAUUUGUUUUUGCCAACAACAACAGAUUCAGUUAGAGGCUGUGAUGGGUACUACCCAAUCUUGGCAUGGGUUAAUACUGCUCAAUCAGUUUUGAAACUAUGAAGACAAAACUGAGGCUACUAUAAAGCUUGGUCGUAAAUGGCAGUGAUUAAGAAGAUAGCAGCAAGAGCUGGCGAUGGAUAAUGGUGGUAGAAUCAGUGGAGUAUUGAGUGGAUAUUGGUAAAUGGUGUUGGUGGAGAGAAGUGUUGUUGCUGCUGCUUAACUCAAUGAAUGUGUAUGUGAUUGAAUGCAGAUGAGGAACGAAUCGCAGGGAUAGGUCUUUAUCCAAUUGCCAUGGUCGUGAACGAGAAGCUGUUACACAAGACCGAAGAGCUGCUGGCAGAGAUGGGUUCUUACCCUAUUUUGGUCUCGAUUGAGAAGAUGGCAGCAAAGCGACAUUUGGGGUUAUCUUGGUGACGAGAACAUAUAGAGAGACGAAUUAUUGAACUGAAAUUAUCCCGGAGUAAUGAAUGAAAGGAAUCAGUGGAGUUUAUUGAUAGCUGUUCUUGAGAAUAUCUCGGCUGCAUAUGAACUGAAGUCGUGAAGAACAGUGGUGGCUGGAGAUGGAAUGGAGUUUCGGUUUCGCUCAGUAAUGAUGGGUUUGGCUGGCGGUGGUAUUAUAUGACGUCUCGAUGGCUGCAGUUUGUUGUGGCCUGAAUUUGGCAACGAGCUGAAGUUGAACGGUGAGAAGAUGGAGCUGUGCUUGGUGAUGGUUCGACAACAACUAUUGCAGUCAGUGCCGACAACUCAUGGCUGUCAAUAAUGGAUCGUCGACGGGAAUGAAGUGAUUGUUUGGUUGCGAUGGAAAAUUGGUGUUGGUUGUGAUGGUCGUGUGUACGAGAUGGAGAUGUCGAGGACUGAUUAAAGCUAUCAUGAAUGGGUGAUAUGGCUGGAUUCAGAAAGGAGUGCCGAGAUUGAGAUGGUUGCAUCCGAAGUUAGCUAGACGAAAUGGAGUCUGGGGUCGUACUUGGCUUGCAAUCUGGUUUCAUCAUUUUCCAAUUGUUAAAUUGGUUCCACUAUAAAUGAUGAUGCUCGCUGAGGUAAAAAAAGAGAAACAGAGUCGUAUAGAUGCUCGUUGCAUCAUUUGUGCAAAGUAGUAGCUGACAUAAAGGCGUUGAUACAGAACAAAGAACCGCAUAUGUUAGCUCUUAAAUCAUGUCUAUUCUGGCGUUUCAUUGAGCCAUUCUUUGAUGGUGUAAUGGAAGAAGAAGAGCUCGUCAAAAAGACAAAAGCAGUCAUGAUGGUUUUACAGUCACUUGAAUUCAGAAAAGAUGGUAAGCUACCAUUGUGUUUCAGGUUAGGUAGAUCGAAGAAAAUGACUCUGCGGACAAUUCCAGAACAUUUCUCUAUUAUCUUUAGUCUACAAAUGAUGGAGGGUGUAGAAGUAGAUGAAAAAGUGGGCAUAGGUGAAGAACUGGAGAAGAAGGUUAAAAUCUUCGUCGCUCAGUAUUUUAAAGGAAGUAAGAAGACGUUCAAAGCUGAUAUUCAACGUUGCAUGAUGAAAGUCGCAGCGGAUGAAACCAAAGGAGACGAGUUUGUAAAGUUUUUCGUCAUGUUCCUGUUAGUGUCGGUAUUCGUCCCCAACAAAGGUGGGCGAAGUAUGGCUGCCAAGUACUUGUAUAUGGUAUUUGAUAUGAACAAGUAUUGGGUAGCAGAGAUGACUAUGAUUACAAAAAGGAAGGAUGGGCUCGACAGGUGUCCGAGGUUUGCUAGAUGGAACCUUGGAAAUGUCUGCCAGCAAAUAUUGGAAAACUUCGACGGUUUCUCCGACAAGAAAGAUUUAUACUCUGAGAAGAAUAUGCGUCGCCGCAAGGGGUCAUUCUUGCUUGAAUAUGACGAUCUAGAGAAGCGUUUGGUUGAGCCCAUAGAUGAAGAUGAUAUUGUUGUUGAAGAUUCUGUUGAACCUGAAGAGCCGGUUGAAGACAAUGUUGCAAACCAUAUUGCUGAAAAUGAAGUGCCUGCACAAGUUGAAGACAACUCUUACGAGGCCAAAUACAGGUGGGCAAGAAUGGUGAUUGAAAAGAUUACAACAGUUGCCAACAAUGGACUCUCCGAAGAAGAUAAAGCAAUAUUGGCAAAAUAUGACGCUGAGGUUGGGUUUCAACCAUCAUUGAAGACUUACUCCAGAAGGAAGCGUAAGAGAGUCCAAGUAGACUUGCUCCAGAAAGAAGAUGUUCGUUCGGAACCAAAAAAGGUUUCAGAUGUUGAGGUGGUGAAAGGUGCAGCGGCGGAGGAUGAAAUGAUGUAUAUUGUCGGUAAGCAUUUACUGCAUGAAGGAACAGAACAAGAGCAUUUACUGCAUGAAGGAACAGGACAAGAGGAUGUUGAAGAAAGGGUUCAACCUAGUGAAGCAAUGAUACAAGGUUAUGUAGCUUUUCUGAUGGAACCAUAAAAGGUUUCAGUACCUGGAAAUGUUGUUGAA